Molecule: messenger RNA, 2141 nt
Organism: Coccinella septempunctata (seven-spotted ladybird)
Lineage: Eukaryota; Metazoa; Arthropoda; Insecta; Coleoptera; Coccinellidae
Exons: 9
Coding region: 456-1601 (381 amino acids)
Biological process (GO): sensory perception of smell; detection of chemical stimulus involved in sensory perception of smell
Cellular component (GO): plasma membrane
Molecular function (GO): olfactory receptor activity; odorant binding
Source: RefSeq, a predicted model, not a curated record
UAUGUUUAUGUGAUAAUAUUUGCACCAAAUUCUUAUAUUUCUGGAAAUGAGUUAUUAAAGGAAAAAGCUGGCAACAUGCCUAAUGUCAAUACACAUGCGUUUUACGUUGUUGAGGGUAGGAUGUCCGACGUUACCUGUGGAGGGGGAAAACUGCGUAGUUUCAUUGUAUAGAAUUUCAUUCAUUCAUUCAUUAAUUCUUUAUCAAACUUGAUGACUUACUUCAAGUAAUUCCGAAAAGUUACAAUUUUUAUUUUACUUUUUUUUUCCGCCAAUACUAAAUUAAAGUUCAACCUGAAUAACCGAACAGAGUUGUGUGCGGUGUAAUUUUAGGAAUUUGCGUCUCUUCUCAGUCUCACACACAUGCUUAAAGGACAUUGACCUAUGACGUCACGCAUGUUUCAAGUAAAACGGAAAUACUUGAAUAAAAACAAAUCAAGAAGAAGAGUAAAGAUCGAAUGGACCUUCUGAUUCGUCUGACAUUCGAGAUGCUGACCUUUUCACCUAUCAAAAUGAUCAUCAUAUACGUUUUUUGUCAAUAUUCUUUCGCAACUCUUUUGACCAUAUACCAUUUGCUGGAUAGAUUUGACACCAAAACUCUUUUGAAACACGGGUCUUUCUGCGGGAUUCAAAUAUUUGUGCUGAUCAAUUUGGGAUCAAUAAUUUUCAUGGCCGAUACGCUUUUCAAGUUACUGAAAAAGUAUAAAAUUGGUAUACUUCCGUUAGAGUUGUUAAAUGACGAAAUCUUCAGGAAAACAUUGCUGUUGGGCAACAUGGUGAAAAUAGUCUGUUUACUGAACUUCCUCUUCGCCAUUAUAGCAACACUUGGUUUUAUAGCUGCACCAGAAUACUUCAACGAGAAGACCUAUCUAUCGGUGUGGAUACAAGAGACCUUUCCAGACUACUCAAAUCUGAUGCUUCUGGUCGUACAUUGGUCUAGCCUACCAGUUGCUCUUGUUAUGGUCGGAAGUUCCAUCGGUUGGGCCUAUGCUGGUACAACAGCAAUAUUUCAGAUCUAUGUUUUGAGAGAAUUCAUAGCAGCGAUCCCGAAGACAAAUUUUCCGAGGAAGAUGAGGCUAGAUUCGAAAGUAUACCAAGAAUCAAUCAAGCAGAAAUUCAUAAUAGCUAUAAUGGUCUACGAGUUCGCAGUGAGUUUCGUCAGUACUGCUUGUGAUAUUCUAGAACCCGCUAUGAUUAUGUUUUCUCUAGGCAGUGUGAUAUUGGGUGGAUCGUUGAUGAUAGAAUUUUUCAGUAACCAAGAACAAAAUUUUGGAGAUCAGUAUGCAAUUUAUGUUGGCAUAUUCUUUUUCGCUUUGGCUGGAAUCAUUUCUGGCAACCUGUACCUUUUGAUUGGACAAGGUAUGAAAGAUGCGUCAGAAGGUUGCAAUUACAUAAUGAGACAAUUUCCAUGGUAUUACAUGAACGAAGAGAACAAACAGAUAUACUCAAUUUUUCUUCAUCGAACAGAGAAACCCCUUUGUCUAUCCUGCAGUCUUAUGCAAGUUGAUUACUUCCUUCUCGUAAGGAUUGUGAAAUCAUUGUACUCAUUGGCUGCGGUUUUGGCGCAGUUUGUUUCUUCGCAUGGACCCACAGAUACUCAAUAAUAAAGCGAAUAAUAUACAUAAGAUGAAGUACAAAAUAUGUUUCGAUUGAUUGAUUAUGUGCCUGAUGUAAAUUGAAGUUAAAUAAAGUAAUCUAAGUGAAGUCUUUUUUUCAAUUCGUCUGUUGUAUAAAAAUUAACAGAAGUGUAAGCUGAUGAAAUGUGUUUACAGAUGGAAUGAUUUCCUGAAGAGAAAUAAACGUGAAUUAUUUUAAUCAUCAAUUUCGAAAAGCCAUAUAUAGAGCGGGAAAUAAAAUUAGAGAUCAAGAGGAACAGUAAAGAUCGUCUGAAUCUUCUGAUUCGUCUGACAUUCGAGUUGAUGGGCUUACCACCUAUCAGAUUGACAAUAAUAUACGUUUUUUGUCAAUAUUCUUUCGCAACUCUCUUGACCAUAUACCAUUUGCUGGAUCGAUUUGACACGAAGACUCUUCUGAAACAUGGGUCGUUCUGCGGGAUUCAAAUAUUUGUGUUGAUCAAUUUGGGAUCAAUAAUUUUCAUGGCCGAUACAUUUUUCGUGUACUUGAAAAAGUAUAAAAUAGGCAUA